AUGAACGAGGAAAACAUCACGGAGUAUCUUGUAGAAUAUAUUGAGUCCAUCAAUGACAUGGACACCCCGGUGUUCGAGAGAUACAAAGCACAGUUCCUAAAUGAAAAUCAUGAGAUAAUACAAAAGCAUGUGCCGUUUUUAACCAAAAUACGGAUCAGCGCACAGAACUUCGUUUCAAUGAACAUGUUCGCAUGCAACGGCGAAUUUUACAGCUACAACACGAAAUUCUCUUACACAAGGAUACGACUGGGCCAGAGAAAGGUUCUGGUGCCGAUAGAAUUCAACUGCAUCAUGGAGGCUAUUCUCACAAAAAAUCUGAAUGAGUCAGGGCUUUUCAGAAAAUCGGCAAACAUUUCUGAUCUCGAGCGCUGUUUCUGUCUCAUUAAUGACAGCGAAACACGGCAAAUGUAUAGGCUGGAGAUCAUAAACAGGCUGCUGCCGUUCGACAUCAUCACGUUGACCGUGGCCUACAAGCGCCUCUUUGACAACUACGAAAUGCCACUCAUCCCACGCUUGUAUUUGAAGGUUCUUCUGAAGGUUGCCAAGCUCGAGAACAAGUAUGAACAGGUUGUUCUUCUCAAGUAUAUUCUGUAUAUGAUGCCCAAGUCGAACAGAAAUAUGUUGGACAGCAUCACCCAGUUUUUCGCACUUAUGCGGCAUUUAGUAACAAAUUACAAUCAAAAACCUACUCAUAACAUGGACCUGCAUGGUUUUGCAGUGGUGAUCAUGCCAAAAAUUUUUUUGAAACCAGGAACACCUGUCAACCUUGAUGACAUCAAUGAUCUUAUAAAGGUAACUGAAUUUAUAUUUGAGAACCGAAAAAUUAUUUUCUCGGUAGGUGUGGAAAGAAUGAAGAGAAAUGGGCAAUACGUGACAGACUACUAUGAUUCUGGAGUAGUUGCUAAAGUUGUGCACAAAGGUGAGACAGACAUAGAUGAGAUUGAAGAAGAAGAGGAUAAUACGGAGGAUUCCUAAACAAUCGGGAGUCAUCCGAAUACAGUGUACUAUAAAUACAGGAAAAUACGAAAUUUUAAUACCGAGACCGAUCGGAAGCGGCGAUACUCCAACAAGAUAGAUAAAUAUUAUGUGUUGUUGCCUC
This is a messenger RNA of Vavraia culicis subsp. floridensis, 1099 nucleotides long. RefSeq lists its product as uncharacterized. NCBI's taxonomy places the organism in Eukaryota, Fungi, Microsporidia, Pleistophoridae. Gene Ontology annotation, biological process: signal transduction. The transcript has a single exon. The record is from RefSeq and is a predicted model, not a curated record. Bases 1 to 975 code for a protein of 324 amino acids.